AUAAAAUGAAACCAUACGAAGGCUGGUAUGUCAUAUUUGCGUACAUAAUAUCGGACGUAUUAAAGGAAUAUUUGUUAGAUGAAGUAUUUAUCAUAAUAUGACAAGACGUCGGCUCACAUUGUUAACAUAGAUGUAGGUAUUGUGUGUAAUAUACACGCUCCUUCAAAUAAUCCUCUAUGUGGUAUCAAAGGCAUUCCUUCUUAGUGAUCUAGUCACGUAUUGCCCUAUAGACUUUCAUCAUUUAUUUAGUUUGUGUGAAACGUGGCUUACUUGUAAUGUAAAUAUUCGUAAAUCUAGGUAACAAAUAUUUUGGAGUUUUGUUUACCACUCGUUACAAUAACCCUUAUCCAAUAACAUCCAAGGUUCAUUUAAGCGAAGCGGUGGUGGGACUCGUCUCUAAUUUCCUCCCCGUUCAUCCUAUUUCCUUUCUCAGGCGAGCGACGCCUUCCACCUCUGAGAUGCAUUUGCUCACGUGGAAUCAAAUACGAACCGCUUAGCUGCCUCACAUAGGAACAUGUUAACUUUCUUUUGAGAAAACUCGACCGUUGUAUAUUUUGAAUGUUUCCUUAAAGAAAAUUGGGUCGCACAGGCAACAAAGUUUGCAUGUUCCACCGAGGUAUUCCUUUACCUCCCAUCCACUGGUGUGCACAUAAGCCGUCUUAUGCCCAAACCAGUGGAGCUCAACGCCCGCUAACAAUAACCGUGUUUGUUGCAGUAAAGUGAUAAGUGUAACUACAAAUAUAUUUUUGAUGUAAACUAAUUAUCAAUUUCAUUCCGUCGAAGUACAAAGUAUAAAUUUUAAAAAGUGUUGAAAUCGAAUAUAAAUAGUAAUAUAAAGUGAACUUUAAUGAACAAUAUGACGUGUUGAACAUUUAGUGCGAAACAAUGACUUUAGUGCGAACUAUCAGUGGUAUAGGACUGUUUCGAGUCGAAAGUGUUAACAAUAAAACGAUAUGGGAUGACUCAUAGUGAAAAAUGUUACAUGCAACCCACUAUCCAAUCCGAAGAUGAUGCGCGAUAUCCACGACAAUGCUGGGGCAGGCGCAAGCGGCGGGAUGGAGGAAAGCGAGGACGGCGGGAAUGGGGUUGCAGAGGUCGAUAUGGACGAAUGCGGCUCCCUCGCGCUUCCUCCCGACCUGCCCCCCUACUCCGGCGACUACAUCAUCAGCGACUACAUGGAACGCCUCGGCACACGCCUCAAUAUUCUAGAAACGGAACUCAAAUAUGCUUGGCGAGCUCUCGAUCUGCUUAGCCAAGAAUAUGUUCGAAUGUGGGAGCGUCUCGAAAGAUUAGAGACGCUACUCGCAGAUCAACAGGGUGUAAUAUCAACUUUACUGGACUUUUACACAUGCCGUACUGUCAGCGCUAGAGAUCCAAUGACUCGACUAGAAGUGAUUAGAGAAAUAUUAGGAAAUGGUACCGUCGAAGAUGGAAUAGAGGAAGGUAUAGAUAUCGGACGAAACUCAUUGUUAGACCAUCCAGAAGAGAUUAUGGAAUCAAAUGAAGCAUUCUAUAAGAGUUUAAAUCAAGCCUAUCGUGAUGAUUUAGUUUGUGAUGAAACAUCUAGACCACCAUCACAGUUAGAUAUGAUUUGGGAAGCUCCGGAAGAACCAGAUAUAGAAAUGAUGCCAUCAAGCUCUAGACAAAUAUAUAGUUCAUCAGAUUAUAAAGACUAUUGUGGACUAAAAGGUGGACCUGUCAUUAGUGAACGAGAUUUGGUGCAUUUAUCUGCUUUAAGUACAAUAGAUCAAAUCACAGUAGAUAAAUUACAUGAAUUAGAUAGAUUGACAACUCAAUUACAUAAAGAUUCCAGAGAGCUAAAAGACUUGAAAACCAGACUUCUCAGUCCUGAAACGAAACUAUCAAAACAUGACAGGGAAAUUGAAGCAAAGGCACUAGUCGAAGACGGGAAUAUAAUAAAUGAACAACUUAAAAGUGUGUACUCAGGCGGCGAAAAUUGGGCUAUCAACGAUAUGAUGAAAAGUUUUGAUGAUUUUAUGUUGACCGCUCCUAAAGACUCAAUGGUCAGAGAGAAAUCACCAUCACGAUUAUCACUCACUGAUAAUGUCACUGAUAGAACAAUGGAUUACUUGCCUCCAACUCUUUCUCCUCGUCGAAAGUAUGUACCCGAGAGAACUACUACUGAACCAUAUACGACGGUCACAGGGCGUUUAGCCUAUAGUUCGGCGGUAGCUAAUGCUGAGAUUAAUGCAGCAAAAGCAUCUAAAUCACCCAGUGCUCUCUCAAGGGAAAGAUUUGAGUAUAGUUCUCCAUAUCCAAUAGCUGACACUUCCAGACAAAAUUAUUUUUCUAGCAAAGGCCUAUCUCAGCCUUUAAACGAGAUUUAUAAAACAGGAUCAGAACAACACUCUCCCUUGUCAAUUCACGAAAUAUAUAACGGACCUAGUGCUAAUGAAUUAAAUUAUGAAGAAAACAGGUUAAGAAAAUCUCCAAGUCCUCCACCACCGGCACCACCAAAUGGAGCAAACGGGUUUCCAUCAAUAGAGAACAACAAUGAAUUGGUAACUCAUCAACAAAUGUUAUCAACAGCCGGUGCUUUACCACAUGAUGCUAUGCGAUUGAGUCCAAGGUCACCAAAAUCACCCAAAACAUCACCGAAACAUGUAAAGAGAGACUCGGCUAAUAUUGUAGCCGCAAAAUCAGAUUCAGGAUUGUCGUCUAUGAGUGGAUGGUCGAGUUUGGAAAAAAGUCCUGGCUCACCAAAAACAGGUCGGAUUGCGCACGCAAGUCAUGAUCAUAAAAUGAGAAUUACUUCUCCACAACCAAUACAGAGAAUGUCUUACGAGAUCGAUGCAAAACCAUACAUAGAAACGCUUGUUGACUCUUACCUUUAUGAGGGGGGCAAUAUGAAAAGUGAUUUUAAUUUACGAAAGACAGAUCAUAUGGCAAAAGAAGUUAGUUCUAGAGAUUUAAGUAAAUUGCAAGGAAAAGUGGAGAGUGAUUACAUAAAAAGCGAUACUCCAUAUUCGGUUACCGAUCAAAUGACUCAAAUAAGCAAUAUCGGAGAAUAUUAUUACGGCAACGAAGCCCCUUCAAUAUAUUCCGUAGCUGGAAAUAGGCAACCAAUAUUCACAACUGUGUAUAGUACACCGAGAGGAAUGUUAUCUGAAGAUAGAAGUUUUUCCGAAUUAUUAGAUAGAAAUGAAAUUUCUGAAUCUGUUGCAAGGCCUGCGGCAGAUUCUUAUCCGCCGGAACCUAGUUAUCAUGCACAGACUGUUGUCAUGUCGGCGGCUAAUGCCAAUAAACGACCUUUGACUAGAGCGAAUACGAUGGGUGCAAACGAUCCACAUUUUUAUCAAAAUGGUUAUAAGGGCCAUCGUGCUGGAUAUCCUCCAGGCAAUCUUACUGAUGCUUUGUCGUAUUAUCCAACCUCAACAAGGUAUGAUUCACCUAAAAGAACGUCUUUAGAAGAUCAGAUAUCGUGGCAAGGUGGUAGUCGAUCGCCAACCAGUUCAAUGGAAACUUCAAGCUUGAAAUCUCAUUCCCUGAGUAUAACUGAAAGAAAACAAUUUCAAAAUCAACUACAACAAGAAUAUUUCAAACAACAGCAAUAUGAUCAACGAAAUGGUAAUGUAAUGUAUGAAAACCAAGGCUUUGAUAAGCAAGCAGCACCUGACCAGACUAAAAUUAGAAAGGAGCAAUAUGUAGAAUCAAGCGGUAUACUAGUAUCUGAAUCGGGUUAUCUAUCAAUAUCUAAUAACUUCAAAGGUAAACCUCAAGACAAACAACCUAAGAAACCAAAACGAACAUCAUCAUUGAAAUCAGCCAUGUCAUCAAUGAGUCAUUGGCUUCCAGAUUUACAUUUACCAAAGAAACAUAGAUCACAUUCGCUUCCUUCUGGCGUGGACAAUGUAGAACAACCACAGCAAGAAAAAUCAUUAAAAGAACGCAUUUUAUCUGCUCAGAGAAGGAAAAAGAAAUAUCAUUUGGUAGCUUCGAUGUCCGGCUUGUUACAAAAAGCUAGAAGGAAGCAACAAGCGAGUCAUCAGUCAUUAUCAGAUCCAGAAACAUCAGAAACGGAAUGGUCUGGAGGUAGAUCAAGUGCCCAGUCCGAAGAUAGUGACAGUGUAUUUUCGGAUUCUACGCAUGACGGUAGUAUGUUUCCUAAAGUAGCAACUAAACCAAAAAGGAAAAUUAAUAAUCAGGAAAUUGUUGAACAGCAGAUGAUGAUACAAGAACGCAUUCAAGAGCAAGGAAGAGAAUAUCAAGAGGAUGACCCCGAUUGUAUUAUUGAGGAAACAGAAAAGUUGACUGCAGCUACGAACGUUAUUCCAAGAGACAAAAGUGAUGACAUCGAUUUUCAUUUUGCUCGAGUUAGUCAGAUGAAAAAGGAAAAUAAUAUACCAAAACUAGAAAAACUAGAUAUUGAUACUGAUAUCUCAAAUGUCGAUCUAUUUGAAGAAGACGAAAAAGGGGAUACAUCUCCUGGGUCACUUUUUGCUACCAUUGGAGAUGUGAAAAAGUCAUCUAACGUUACUGAAGAUGGAUUAAGUGAAAGUAAUAAAUCUUACAGUGGAAGUUCGCAAGAAUUCGCAGUUUCUAGAGCUUUGGGGAAAUAUCGUUUGCGUAAAUCCACAUCAGUGUCAGAUGAGCAUAUUGCCGAUAUUUCACCACCAAAAGUCGAGACUGAACAACAAGAAGAGGCAAACGAAGAAUUUAUGAAUCAGCAAAAAGAAAAGAAAGUACGUAAACCCAGCCCACCUGAGGUAGUAAGUACUGUGACAUUGAGUGCUGAAGAUCCACAUAACUUGCCAGAAAGAAGUCCGUCUAUACAAAGUACUCGUGGCUUACCAAACAAGUUUCAACCGCGACAUCAGCAAAGUUUGGAAAUACCAAAUAAACAUGAUGAUGACGAUAGCAGAAGCACACAUUCUUGGAGAAGUGGUUCCAGAGUAUCGUCAAGGCGACAAAGUACUGAAGACAGUAUUGAUUCUGAAGAUGAAUGGUAUUGUUACGAAUUGAGGAAGCUGGAAGAAAUGGAGCAUCAGUCACAAGUAGAGACUGAGCGACAUCAACCUUUACCAGAAGAACCAGAAAUCGAAGAAGAAUAUUCUAGUGAAGUCCUUAAAGAGAAAAUGUCGUUUGUGCUACGCGAACUAAAACUUAAAACGGCAACAACGAAACAAAAAUAUGACGAAUCUCCAACUAAAGAUUCUUGGAAAGAUGUAACAACUUUCCCCGUAAUCGAGGAGACAACGGACGAAGACAGACACUCAAGUGAUGAUAAGUCACUUGAUUACUCCGGUUCAGGUGAAACUUCUGGACCUGACAGUCCAGUUCAAAGUGGUGAUGAACUGGAUGAUGAUUAUGAUAUGCCACAGAUACAACUGCCAUUACCGUUACCUCGUGAGGAUCCGCGGCCGCAACAAGAUGCUCCUGUUGGCAGCAAAUGGAAGCUUCUCAAGGCCCUAAAAGAUCGCAAAGCUGAGGAGAAAACGUCGGAGACGCCGGCAGCCACGACGCCGUCAACUGAAAAGGACAAAGUCAGCGCCGGUAAUGGAUCUGGUGGCUUCAACGAGCAAGGUGGCAGAGGAAAUGGGCACGUCACGGAUAAUCCGUUCUACAGCAACAUUGACAGCAUGCCGGACAUUAGACCAAGGAGAAAAUCCAUCCCCCUCGUCUCAGAACUUGUUCUCAAGACAAUGGCGGCUACGAAGAGGAAUGCAGGUUUGACAUCAGCUGUACAUCGAGCCACAUUGAACGAUGAAGAACUGAAAAUGCACGUAUACAAGAAGACUCUGCAAGCGCUCAUCUACCCAAUAUCGUCGACCACACCUCAUAACUUCGUGCUCUGGACGGCUACCUCGCCAACUUACUGUUACGAGUGCGAAGGCCUACUUUGGGGCAUCGCCAGACAAGGUGUAAGGUGCACUGAAUGUGGUGUCAAGUGCCACGAAAAGUGCAAGGAUUUGCUCAAUGCCGACUGUCUUCAGAUGUGUUUCGCAGGGGCGGCUGAAAAGUCUUCCAAACAUGGCGCUGAAGACAAAGCCAAUUCCAUCAUCACAGCUAUGAAAGAACGAAUGAAACAACGUGAACGAGACAAACCUGAAAUCUUUGAACUAAUCAGGCGGACUUUUAACGUCGACCCAGACACUCACAUUGACAGUCUAGAACAGGCCAAGCAAGUCACUAUAGAAGGAACAUCAAAGUGGUCUUGCAAGAUCGCCAUUACAGUUAUUUGUGCUCAAGGCCUCAUUGCGAAGGAUAAGAGUGGAACUUCAGACCCCUACGUUACCGUCCAAGUAAGCAAAGUGAAGAAGAGAACAAGAACUAUGCCUCAGGAAUUGAACCCCGUGUGGAACGAAAAGUUUUACUUUGAAUGCCACAACUCAUCUGAUCGUAUCAAAGUGAGGGUAUGGGAUGAAGAUAACGACUUGAAAUCAAAACUACGCCAGAAGUUGACUAGAGAAUCUGAUGAUUUCUUGGGUCAGACAAUCAUUGAGGUACGAACGUUAUCAGGCGAGAUGGACGUGUGGUACAACUUGGAGAAACGAACGGACAAGUCUGCGGUGUCCGGAGCCAUCAGACUGCACAUCAACGUGGAGAUCAAGGGCGAAGAGAAGGUGGCACCCUACCAUGUCCAGUACACGUGUCUUCACGAAAACCUCUUCCACUAUCUGUGUGAAGAGAACAAUGGUGCGGUGACGUUACCAGCUGCGAGAGGCGACGACGCUUGGAAGGUCUACUUCAAUGAAAUCCCUGAAGAAAUUGUCGAUGAAUUCGCUAUGAGAUAUGGAAUUGAAGCCAUCUAUCAGGCCAUGACACAUUUCCACUGCCUCUCAACGAAGUACUUGUGUGCUGGAGUGCCAGCAGUCAUGUCUACGUUGUUGGCCAACAUCAACGCCUACUACGCUCACACCACCGCGUCAUCUGCAGUAUCAGCGUCGGACCGAUUUGCAGCUUCUAACUUUGGAAAAGAGAAGUUCGUGAAAUUGCUGGAUCAACUACACAACUCUUUGAGGAUCGACCUGUCGAUGUAUAGGAACAACUUCCCGGCGUCGAGUGCAGAGAAGCUCAUGGAUCUGAAGUCUACAGUGGACUUACUGACCAGCAUCACGUUCUUUAGAAUGAAGGUUCAGGAGCUAAGUAGUCCGCCCCGCGCCAGCACUGUGGUCAAAGACUGUGUAAAGGCAUGCCUUAGAUCAACAUAUCAGUUUCUAUUUGAGAAUUGUUACGAGCUGUACAACAGGGAGUUCCAGGUGGAUCCAAAUGAAGCGAAGCGUGAUCCUGCCGACCACGGUCCUCAGCUGGAAUCUGUAGAUUUCUGGCACAAACUGAUUGCUCUCAUCGUAUCUGUGAUAGAGGAAGAUAGGAAUAGUUAUGCCCCAGUUCUAAACCAGUUCCCCCAAGAAUUGAAUAUUGGUCAGCUAUCAGCAGCAACGAUGUGGUCCUUAUUCGCUGUAGACAUGAAGUAUGCCUUGGAAGAACAUGAACAACAUCGGCUUUGCAAGUCUUCGGCUUACAUGAACUUACACUUCAAGGUAAAAUGGCUUCACACAAAUUACGUGAAAGACGUGCCGCCAUAUUGCGGAGCUGUGCCAGAGUACCCAGCAUGGUUCGAACCUUUCGUGAUGCAGUGGCUUAAUGAAAACGAUGAUGUAUCUUUGGAAUAUCUCAACGGAGCAUUCAACAGGGAUAAGAAGGAUGGGUUCCAACAAUCAAGCGAGCACGCCCUAUUCAGUUGCUCAGUGGUAGACGUGUUUACACAACUAACACAAUGCUUCGACGUGGUCUCCAAGCUCGAGUGCCCAGACCCUGAGAUCUGGAAGCGAUACAUGAAGAGGUUCGCAAAGACCAUCGUAAAGGUCCUUGUGGCUUACGCCGACAUUGUGAAGAAGGAAUUCCCUGAACACCUAAAGGAGGAACGAGUGGCAUGCAUCUUGAUGAACAACAUCCAACAGCUGAGGGUACAAUUAGAGAAGAUGUUCGAAUCUAUGGGAGGUCCCAAGUUGGAGCGAGAUGCUGCUGACAUUCUGAAAGAUCUACAAAACAGGCUCAACGGGACGUUAGAUGAUCUGGCGUCUAUGUUUGCUAUCAGCUUGGAGACACGCAUCACAGCCAGUGUGAAGGAGUUAGGAGAAUUACUGCAGAAGGUUGGAGGUGGCGCAGCCCCUGGUCAACAACAGCCUCCCGUACAUCACGAGGCUGAUGAAGUUCUACGUCCACUCAUGGAUAUUUUGGAUGGCUCUCUCACAAUGUACGCGGAAUCCUGUGAAAAGACUGUUCUUAAACGACUACUAAAGGAAUUGUGGAAGAUUGUGAUGAAGAUAUUAGAAAAGACUGUUGUGCUCCCGCCUAUGACUGAUAAGACGAUGAUGUUGAAGAACUUGACGAACAACGCUAAGAACUUGGCAGCGAAUGCAAAGAUCGAAGACAUGACCCAAUUGUUCAAGAGCACAGUGGGCAAACAGGACGUCAAACAUGCACUAUCCGGCGUUAUGGACAUAUCUAAAGAGCAUCUGUCAGCGGAGAAGAGUUUGACACCGAAACAGUGUGGAGUACUGGACGCCGCUUUGGACACCAUCAAGCUAUACUUCCACGCUGGAGGCAAUGGACUCAAGAAAGCCUUCUUAGAAAAGAGUCCAGAACUGCAGUCCUUGAGAUAUGCUCUCAGCUUGUACACACAAACUACUGAUACGCUUAUCAGGACCUUUGUUAGCUGUCAGCAGAAUCAAGACGCUGCAGUCGUGGAAGAGGGAAGCGUGGGCGAGGUGUCACUGCAAGUGGAUCUGUUUACUCAUCCCAACACUGGAGAACAUAAGAUCACCGUAAAAGUCGUAGCAGCAAACGAUUUGAAGUGGGUGAUCCAAAGCGGUAUGUUCCGUCCGUUCAUCGAGGUCAAUCUGAUCGGUCCACACCUAGCGGAGAAGAAGAGGAAAUUUGCCACCAAGUCCAAGAGUAACAACUGGAGUCCCAAAUUCAACGAGACCUUCCAUUUCAUGGUGAGCAACACGGAGCAGCUGGACCUGUUCGAGCUGCACGUGUGUGUUCGUGACUACUGCUUCGCACGCGAGGACAGGCUGGUCGGCGUCGCUAUCAUGCGCAUGACCGAAAUUGUUGAACAGGGUGCCAUCGCGUGCUGGUUGCCUCUCGGCACCCGAAUCAAAAUGGACGAGACUGGCUGGACGAUACUAAGAAUACUUUCUCAAAGGCACAAUGAUGAAGUUGCUCGGGAGUUCGUUAAGCUCAAGUCAGAAAUGAGGACCGAGGCACCUGCUGGUGCGCCAGGCCCAGCGUGAACCACUUAAACAAACCCCACGUGCCACAACAUUCUACACAACCUACCAACUCCAAGACUGCGACUGGACUGAUAGAUCCGGUUGUGAUGUCCCUUAGUAUUUCAAAACAGUUUAAUGUGCGCAAACGAGACAGAAUCAUGUUCUGCACGAUGCGUACGAAAGAGACGAAGCCACUGCAACGGAGUUUGGAAGUGACAUCGGCGCUCUGGCGGCUCCCGGUCAGUGCUCGUUCGUUUUGUUUCGUACAAUCUCGACGGAGAUGUGUUUUGUAAAUAAAAUUUAUCUUUGUUAAGUUACGCGGAUAGUAGAAUAUUUUGCACAAAUUCGUAAACAUUAGCCGAAAAGACUGACCGUAGGCGGCCGGGCGCCGCGGCGGACGCGACUUAGGCAUCCAGCUACAUACCAUACACUUUCCUAUCCAAGAGACACUUAUAACUUCCAUUAUAUGACGAUAACAAGCCCUUAGCGCUCCAUAAUUUUAUUAACUUCGCUCUUUUAAUUCUUUAUUGCUCAGUCGCGAAGUGUUCUUUCCUAAAUCAAUCAGCCCAACUUCUCUCGCUGGGUACCUAAAUUCGCGAACGCAUCGUUGACCCACGAUUUAUGUAAUAAUAUUUAUAUGGACCAAACUGUCGUAAAUACGGAUGAAUUAAUCCUUAAACAUUAAUAUUAAAAAUGCAACAUAAUUAUUUAUCUAAUUAAUCAUCUACUCGUUAUACGUGUACAGUAAGAUAUAUGGCCUUAUGUAAAUUAUUUCCUUUUAUUGGUUUCAAUGCUUCUGUCGAGUCGGUAAUGUGUAAAAGUGUUGAGGAUAUUUCCUGAGUGCUAAGAGGUGUGCGUUUAUAUUUUCCUUUCAGUAAAUGCGUGGUGUAUAGAAUAAUGCGAAGAUUAUAAAGCAUGUUCGUUUAGGUGAUGAGUGUUAUAUAAAAUGGAAUUAAUAAUAUAGUCAUAGCCGUCGUUCGUUCUUGAAAUCCUUUACGCGAUGCUUUUUGACGUCUGUACUUAAAUAUAGAAUUAGAUAUAAAGUUAUCUUGAAGCAUAUAUCUUUAUUCAAACGCAACGUUUAAUACUAAUGGCUUCCGCG
Spodoptera litura is the source of this 10341-nucleotide messenger RNA. NCBI's taxonomy places the organism in Eukaryota, Metazoa, Arthropoda, Insecta, Lepidoptera, Noctuidae. The record is from RefSeq and is a predicted model, not a curated record.